CUUCCCGGUCUCUCCUCUGUUUCCUUCUCGUCUGGAGAGUGUAAACCUCAAAAACCCAAAACCCUCCGCUCUCCUCCGUUUGAUCUCCGUCCAAGGACAAUAGCGCCAGAGGCCGCGUGAAGUCUCCUCGUUCUAAUCGAACUUUUUCUGUAAAUUUUCUGUAAAAAGUCUCCACCUUGGUUUGGCUUCAUGAAGUUGACAUGCUUGAGCAGAGGUAAAGGGUUCUACUUUCCCCCAUGUCACAUGCUGAGCGUCUGUGGGUUUAGGAUCUUGAUUGACUGUCCCCUGGACCUGUCUGCUCUCGCUGUUUUCGCCCCUAUACCUCCCGGAUUUUCUGCUGCGCAAGAUGAAGAGGGUUUUGAACAUUCAGUUGAUGAAUCCGAUGGCUGUGAAUCUGGGAAUCAAGAGGGGAAGGAUAUGGAGAAGCCCAUGAAUGCAAAGGCUUUGAUUCGUUCCGAACCGUGGUACAAAACGGUGACGAACCUGCACUUGUGGAACCUCUCUUUCAUCGAUGUAGUGUUGAUCUCGAGCCCCGUUGGGAUGCUCGGGUUGCCGUUUCUUACUCGAGCUAAGGGCUUCUCGGCGAAGGUAUAUGUAACCGAGGCGGCAGCGAAACUUGGGAAACUUAUGAUGGAGGACCUUGUUUCAAUGCAUGAGGAAUUCAGGCAGUUUUAUGGACCUGAAGAAUUCGGUAGUCCUCACUGGAUGAAGUGGGAGGAGCUCGAAUCACUUCCUUCUGCAUUGAAGGAGAUAGUAUUGGGCACUGAUGGGAUCGAGCUUGGUGGAUGGAUGCCAUUGUAUAGUGCAGCUGACAUAGAGGAUUGUGUUAAGAAGGUUCAAAAACUCAAAUAUGCGGAAGUGGCAUGCUACAAUGGCACAAUAAGUAUCAAACCAAUCAGCUCCGGAUUGGAAAUAGGAGCCUCUAAUUGGACAAUAAGAUAUCCGGAUGGAACGAUUGGAUUUGUCUCGAGCUCUGAAUUUGUUCCUGGUCAUGCUUUGGAGUUUAAUUAUAACGCUCUUCGAUCAUGCGAUGUGCUAAUAUAUUCAGAUUUUUCAUCUCUGGAUGUCCUGGAACCUGCCAACAAGGGGAGUAAUCACACUGCUCCUGAGGAUUCUUCAACUUCGAGUGAUCUGGAGGAGCUCUUACUUCAUGCUGACGAGAGCUCAGAGGAAACGGACAAAUUGAACUUUAUAUGCUCCUGUGCAGUUGAUGCUGUUAAAGCCGGUGGUUCAGUACUCAUUCCUAUAGGACGACUUGGAAUCAUCCUACAACUCUUGGAGCAGAUAUCUAUUUGCCUGGAAUCAUCACAUAAUAAGGUUCCCAUAUUUGUUAUCUCGUCGGUAGCAGAAGAGUUAUUGGCAUAUACCAACAUAAUACCUGAGUGGGUGUGCAAACAAAGGCAAGAAAAGUUGUUCUCUGGUGAGCCAUUAUUUGCACAUGUUGAGCGUUUGAAUGGAGAAAGGCUGCAAGUGUAUCCUGCAAUUUACUCACCUAAGCUAUUACUUCAUUGGCAGGAGCCGUGCAUUGUAUUUUGUCCUCACUGGAGUUUGCGACUUGGCCCGGUUGUUCAUUUGCUCAGACGUUGGCAUGGGGAUGAAAGAUCAUUACUCAUCUGGGAGGAGGGCAUGGAUAGUGAUAUAGCUCUCUUGCCUUUUGAUCCGAAGGAGAUGAAGAUGAAGGUCCUUCGAUGUUCGUUUCUUUCGGGAAUAGUGUUGAAGAAGGUUCAACCUUUAAUCCACGUAUUGCAACCGAAGUUUGUUGUGUUACCUGAAGAUUUUAGGCAGCAGAUCAUAUCACCAAUAGCAGACUCAUCAUACUCAGUCCUUCACUACUCCGUGAAUGAGACGUUAAAGCUGCCUACCCUAAAGGAAGGUUCAGAACUAGAAAUCACAGCAGACUUGAUCUCACGAUUACAUUGGAAAAACUUGAAAGACCAAAAUAUGAGCAUCACAAGAUUGAAAGGAAACCUCGUCAUGAGUGAUGCCAGAAGGCAGAUUCUACCUAGCGACGAGCUGCCAUGCUCAAAAAGUGAGCCCCUGUUGAUUUGGGGGGCUCUAGAUUUGCGAAGGCUCCUGGCUCGUUUAUCAGAGAUGGGUAUUGGCGGAGCUCUUCAAGAAGACAGUGUUACAGAUGGAUCGAGCGAUGCUUGUAUCUUGCACAUCGACACUCCUAGUGAAGCUUUACUUGAAAUUAGAAGCGCAAGCACUUCAAUCGCUACUGCGAAUGAGGAGUUGGCCUUCGGCAUUCGGGAUGCUGUGAACAGCAUCCUGGAUGGUAUUUGAUCUCGUGUCUUCUUUGUACUCUCGACUUACAAAUGAGCUAACCGAAGAAGCUGCUUCCGGCCAGCCAUAAUGGUGUUGGGGAUUAGAUUAUUGCUGGAAUGUUUUGAUGUAAAGUUUGGAGAGCAA
Messenger RNA from Syzygium oleosum, 2409 nucleotides. RefSeq lists its product as uncharacterized. Lineage: Eukaryota; Viridiplantae; Streptophyta; Magnoliopsida; Myrtales; Myrtaceae. Gene Ontology annotation, cellular component: integrator complex. The transcript has 11 exons. Gene Ontology annotation, biological process: snRNA processing. The coding region runs from base 190 to 2283 and encodes 697 amino acids. The record is from RefSeq and is a predicted model, not a curated record.